This is a messenger RNA of Fusarium subglutinans, 1653 nucleotides long. Its product is annotated as C6 zinc finger domain protein. Bases 1 to 1653 code for a protein of 550 amino acids. The transcript has a single exon. The record is from RefSeq and is a predicted model, not a curated record. Gene Ontology annotation, biological process: positive regulation of transcription by RNA polymerase II. Gene Ontology annotation, molecular function: DNA-binding transcription factor activity; transcription cis-regulatory region binding. Gene Ontology annotation, cellular component: nucleus. Lineage: Eukaryota; Fungi; Ascomycota; Sordariomycetes; Hypocreales; Nectriaceae.
AUGGCAGCCGAAAGUUUUCACCAGAUGAACGGAUGGCUCGAUUCCCCAUCUCAACUGGACUUUCUCAUGCCAGCAGAGAUGUUCAACAUCGAUAAUUUAUCGCAAGACCUCCUUAGGCCUGAAUCCUCGCCGCGAAUCAACAACAGUAUGCUGGAUUCGCCUGGCGGGAACUUGACAGUCUGGACUCUCCCUGAAGACCCAGGGUCAACAUUCAGCAUCGAGGAACCAACGGGACAGUUAUUCGGUGAUUUCACGAGUCAUCCAAUGUUUCAAUCUCAGGACUCAACGCAGGAAGAACAAUCUCUCGUCCAGGCUCGACACUCAAGCCUUGACCCGCAUCGUCGCAUGUCCAACACCCCAACCACUCUAUCUGAAUACUUUUUCCGCGAAGUCAUUACUCUUUACUGCUCUUGGGAUAGUGAACUUAAUGUCAUGCGCAACAUCAUUGAGAAAAUGUGGCAGUCUUCAGGAGUGCUCUAUCAUACCAUCCAGAGCAUGGCCGCCGCAUGUUUGUCAAAAGACUUUCCGCACCUGCUACCGGUUGCGCGAGAGGAACGCUCACAAGCGCUUCAGCUUGUGAAGAAUAGACCUCAAGAGGUAGAGAAACGGGUGAUGCUGCUUGCAUCCAUGCUUCUUGGCCAUACAUCGAGCUGGCUAAGCCCUCAUAACCUUGCAACCGAGACGUUUCGAGCAAGCCAAAGCAUUCUGGAUGAGAUUACCGGUGAGAACAGCAACAGCUCAGAGAUGUUGUUUUUCAGAGACACCAUGGACUACUGGGCCAUGCUUCUGGUCUACCUCACAGAUAGAAACGAACUGGGAGAGUACCAUCGAGAGGAACGGAUUGGACCCGCAAACUUAAUGAAACCAAUCGAACCACAUCCCUACUCCGGCAUUUCGCAAGAUAUGGUUCGCGCACUGACCGAUACGGGGAUACUCAUUUUUCAAUACCGGAAACACAUGUCUACGAUGAAAUUCAUGACUGAAAGCGAUCUUGACGUAUUCAGAACUGCAUUGCGCGACGGAAGACGGCUGGAACGCACCUUUUUAGCACACCGAGUGCCAAAUGCAGUCCAAACGAAGAACCCUGGUGAUCCAAAGACACCACUGAAGCAUUUGGAACUUAUGGAUGAAGCCUAUCGAUGUACAGGGUUGUUGCAGCUCUACCGAGUCUUUCCCGAUCUUUUGAACGAACGAUACUCACCUUGGAAUAAGGAUCAUAUUCUACGGCCUUUACCAGCACAACAAGUGCCAACAAAGGAGGAGAGACAGCUGUGGCUGACACAAUUUGCUCUGUAUACCCUUGGUAUCUUGGAGGAGAUUCCGUUUGAAUCAAGAACUCGCAGUGCCCAGCCGUUCGUUAUGGUUGCCAUAUCCGGGGAACUCAGGCAGAGCUCUCACAGGCAUCAAGGAUCUGAGGUCUCUAUCACAGACCCCGGAAUGCUGAGCAUUGACAGUGUGUCUAUCGAAGUAUCUCGGGCUCGGAAGUUUGUCAGCUCCCGUCUGUCUGCAUAUACACACAUCUUGCCCUUGCGAAAGAGCCAAGUCAUCUUGGAGCUAAUUAAUCAAGUUUGGUCGGCAAUUGACGAUGGACAGGAGGAUGCUUACUGGUUGGAUAUUGCUUACGAGAAGAAAUUGGGCACAAUGAUGGGGUAG